AAGCUGACGCGGAAAUCCGAACCCGCAGCGUUUUUUUCUUCAGCCGGCAUGUAAAUACUACUUUGUUGCGCUUUGCAUAGAUAACGCAGACUUAGAUUUAAUGUUAGGAACGGCUCAUUUAGAUGUGUUCGACCCGUGCAGCGCUUCACUAGCUUGUGUGUGGCUUCAGCGUGUGUCCUGAUAUGAAAUUGUGUCUGAAUUGAUCGGCUGAGAUGCUGUCCACCGGUCCAGAGCUGCGGCUAUUGUCUUGUUUAAUUGUUGUUUUACUUUUUCAAGCCACUGGCGCCAAGAGGGACUUAAAAAGCGCCUGUUCUACCUGUCAGCAAAUCACUGAUAACUUCAGCAAGGGCUAUGACAGAACAGCAAAGCAGAACUUUGGGGGAGGCAACACAGCCUGGGAGGAGAGAAAACUGUCCAAAUAUGAGACAAGCGAGAUCCGUCUGAUGGAGAUCAUUGAAGGGCUGUGCGACAGCAGCAGCUUCGAGUGCAACCGCAUGUUAGAGGAGCACGAAGAUCAUUUCGAGAUUUGGUGGUUCAAGAGGAAAACGAAACACCCCGAUCUGCAUAACUGGUUCUGCAUUGAAACUAUCAAAGUGUGCUGUCCGAAGGGAACGUUUGGACCGGACUGCAAUGCCUGCGUUGGGGGCUCUGACACUCCUUGUCACGGAAAUGGAAACUGUGAUGGCGAUGGGACUCGCGGUGGGAACGGAAAGUGCAGCUGUGACCAUGGCUACAAGGGGGAGUUCUGCCUAGACUGCAUCGACGGCUACUUCAACGAAGUGAGGAACGACACCUUCUCUCUGUGCACAGAAUGCCACUCCUCCUGUAAAACCUGCACUGGAGCGGGCAAUCAGGACUGUGACGAGUGCAAAGAGGGCUGGGAGGAGGACGACCAGGAAGCUUGUGUUGAUGUGAACGAGUGCUCCAAAGAUCCGUCUCCAUGUGAAGAAGAUCAAUACUGCGUUAACUCCGAAGGCUCCUACUCCUGCAAGGCCUGUGACAACGUGUGCUCCGGCUGCACUGGGGCCGGGCCUGAUAACUGCAAGGCUUGUGCCAGCGGGUACCAAGACACAGAGGGCACCUGCACAGAUGUCGAUGAGUGUUCCCAGCCAGAGCCAGUGUGCACCAAGGAGCACGAGGAGUGUGUCAACACUAAAGGCAGCCAUGUGUGCAUCUGCUCAAGUGGCUAUGAGGAGCGAGAUGGCGAGUGUGUCCAAAUGCAACAGCCAGCUGAGGAAAAAGAAGAGGAGUCAGAAGCAUCAGAGACAACCACAAGCUCACACGGGGAGCUUUGACGUAAAAACUGGGAACAAUGGGAGCGAAUUCGGAAGAUCAGUCUGAACUAAUGCACAUCUGAAGCCGCCCAUUUUUAGAUCAUCGACUACACGCACUUAAUGUACCAGCUGCACCUAGAAUCAACAAAAGCUGGCAAGACAGUGUUUUCCAGCAGUGGACCAUGGAUUAAAAAGAGACAUUUAUGCUCUCAGUAUGCUGGUUAUUGUUGCUUUUCUCUGGUGUGAUCAAACUACCACUUGUUGUCUUUAUUUGUUGUAUGGUUUUAAAUUGAAGUUGUUUCAAUAAAGGUUAAUUAUGUUGGAUUUAAGAUAAA
Molecule: messenger RNA, 1609 nt
Organism: Epinephelus lanceolatus (giant grouper)
Lineage: Eukaryota; Metazoa; Chordata; Actinopteri; Perciformes; Serranidae
Gene: creld2
Product: CRELD disulfide isomerase 2
Molecular function (GO): calcium ion binding
Source: RefSeq, a predicted model, not a curated record